Messenger RNA from Vicia faba (fava bean), 384 nucleotides. The record is from the annotation of a GenBank genome assembly. NCBI's taxonomy places the organism in Eukaryota, Viridiplantae, Streptophyta, Magnoliopsida, Fabales, Fabaceae.
AUGUUAAGUGUGCUUUCAGAUUAUUUAGCUAAGGUUGCUGUUUGGAAAAUAACUACUAAUGAUGAAGAACCAGUUGUACCAAAUGUUUGUUCUUCCAAUACCGUGCCGAAGACUAAUGAAAAAGAAGAGAAUCUGGCACGACAUCCUUGGAUAAUCACGAAUGAACAAGAGGAGAAGCCGUCACCACAUUCAAGGAUGCAGAAGAAUGAACGAGAGGAUCAACAGCCACCACAUUCUAGGGUGCAGAAGAAUGAACAAGAGGAACAGCUGCCACCACUUUCUAGGAUGCAGAUGAAUGUGGUUCCUUACUCAUCAUCAUCAUCAUCAUCUCUAGGAUAUCGAUUUACAUCUAGUGGCCAAUAUCAGCAUGAUUAUCCAUAUUGA